AUUACUCUCUCUCUCUUCAUUUCUCAUCUGCUUAGCUCGCCCAUCAAGCUUUCUUAACUCCAAAUCCAACCUAACCUUUAGUAUAUUACAAUAUAAAUAUUCAAUCGCAUUUACAGAGUCAUAAUAACUAUAAUUUGCUUAGGGUUUCAACAAAUUUCUGUAAAUCUGUAUUUGAAAUCUCCGAAUUUUCGUAAGAAAGCUCUGAGAGUGUGUGUGUGAGAGAGAGAGAGAGUUUGUGAUGGAAUUGGAGCAGCCACGGCUGAAGAAUCUGGCGAUGACGUUCGACGAGGUGUCGAUGGAGCGAAGCAAGAACUUCGUCAAAGCCCUACAGGAACUCAAGAACUUAAGGCCUCAACUAUAUUCUGCUGCUGAAUAUUGUGAAAAGUCUUAUCUUCACAGUGAACAGAAACAGAUGGUACUAGACAACCUGAAAGAUUAUGCAGUGCGAGCCCUUGUCAAUGCUGUUGAUCACCUUGGCACUGUUGCUUACAAAUUAAAUGACCUUCUUGAGCAACAAACCACAGAUGUUUCGACUGUGGAGAUGAGGAUUACAUGUUUAAAUCAGCAACUUCUAACGUGCCAAACAUACACGGAUAAAGAAGGUCUCAGGCAGCAACAGUUGCUAGCAAUCAUCCCAAGGCAUCACAAGCAUUACAUCUUGCCAAAUUCUGCAAACAAGAGAGUGCAUUUUAGCCCACAUAUACAGACAGAUGGCAAACAAAGUCAUAUUAAAGCAAGACCUCGUCUGUAUCCUUCAGGUACCCCUGCAUCAAAUACUCUGUCUUGGCAUUUAGCAUCAGAAACCAAGUCUACUUUGAUGGGUACUCCACGUGAGUUGAUGAGCACUGAAGACUCAAAAACUUCUGGGGCAUUCAAUUUGCUGGAUGGUGAAGAAGGUACCAGGAAAAAAUCCUCGACAGCUCACCUUCAGUUGCCCACUAUGGGGCCUGCUUCAACUGCAGCUAUGCAAACAUUGGGUGUCAUACGACGGCAUGUCACAAAAUCUGUUGAGGUCAUGGCCGGUGGUGCUGCUGAAAGAAAUUCCUAUUUGAACUUCCUGGAUUCUCAGCAUGGCUCCAAGUCGUUGACAGGAUUCCGAUCAUUUGAUAACCCACCUCGACGUGAGAUUGUCCGUGCCCCAGUUCGCAGCAAGAGUGUGCUUUCUGCUUUCUUUGUUAAACAGAAGACACCAAAACUGAAGACCUCCCCUGUCUCAUGAAACCUCAGGUCACAAGUUGAAAAUGGCAGCCACCUAACUUAUCGAUUAUGUUUUAUUUUUUCGGGGGGAUGGACAAGAAAAGGGGAGGAGGGGGGGGGGGUGUUACACCUGUUGAUAAAGUGAACUUAUUCCUUGAUCAUUCAUUGGUUCUUCAAAAUUAAUCCGCAACUGCCGAACCCUUUUGUUUGGCAGUGAAUAACAAGCAGAAAUUGUAUAUGAUUCGUGGUGAAGAUCACGAGAUUUGUUUGCUUAUCAAGUGAAUGCUCCAGAAGAACGAUUGUAUAAAAUAACUCCUUGAUGACCAUUUAUUUCAAUCUUUGUCUUGUGUACAUGUAAUAGUUUGGUAGUGUUAUUGUGAAAGUUGCUUGAUAUUCGAUGAAAGCCUUUGAAUGGUUAUCGCGAUGGUUAUUGAGAUACUUAUGCAGAGGAAUGAGA
This is a messenger RNA of Ilex paraguariensis (yerba mate), 1654 nucleotides long. NCBI's taxonomy places the organism in Eukaryota, Viridiplantae, Streptophyta, Magnoliopsida, Aquifoliales, Aquifoliaceae. The record is from the annotation of a GenBank genome assembly.